Molecule: messenger RNA, 1928 nt
Organism: Momordica charantia (bitter melon)
Lineage: Eukaryota; Viridiplantae; Streptophyta; Magnoliopsida; Cucurbitales; Cucurbitaceae
Product: mitogen-activated protein kinase homolog NTF3
Biological process (GO): protein phosphorylation
Molecular function (GO): MAP kinase activity; ATP binding
Source: RefSeq, a predicted model, not a curated record
CGUAGCCAUCAAUUUCCCUCCCCCAUUCUUCCAACUUUUUUCCCUUUUCUCCUCUCUCUCAUCUUCCUCAACUUCAAAUUUCUUCUGAUUGAUUGAUUGAUUCUUCUGUUUCUCAAACCCCAAUGCUUCUCUUCUCCCACUGAGAUUCUCAGCGCUUUCUUUCGCUUUCUUUGCCCCUUUCUGGUGGUGGGUGAGCUUUUUCUUUUUCUGGGUCGAUCAAUUUUCCCCGAAUUUCGUUGCUUCAUCAAGACCCCCUUUCUGACGAAAGCCACGAGCCUUGACAUUUGGAUGAUCGGUGGGUGAUCUCCAAAACGUGCACGGAAUUGGGAAGAGAUCGUCGUUGAGAGAAUUUCUCUUUUCUGAAGGCUGAAGAAUUGCGGCAACAACGGAUUUUUUAAAAACCCCUUUUCGCGUCGUUGUGAUUAAUGUGUGUGUUGCGGAAUUAGCGAUUGAUCAAUUACGUAUCUGUGGGAUUUGAAGGAAUAUGGCCACAUUCGUGGAGGGACCGAGCGGAAUCAGGGAAAUGGGGAAGCAUUAUUUCACAAUGUGGCAGACUCUGUUUGAAAUCGAUACGAAGUACGUUCCGAUCAAGCCGAUCGGGAGAGGAGCGUACGGCGUGGUGUGUUCUUCGAUCAACCGAGAGACGAACGAGAAAGUGGCGAUCAAGAAGAUCAACAAUGUGUUUGAGAAUCGCAUCGACGCCACGAGAACGCUGAGGGAACUGAUGCUUCUCAGGCACAUAAGGCACGAUAACGUGAUUGCUUUGAAGGAUGUGAUGAUGCCGAUCCAUACAAAAAACUUUAAGGAUGUUUAUUUGGUUUACGAGCUCAUGGAUACGGAUCUUCAUCAGAUUAUCAAAUCCUCUCAGCCCCUCUCCAAUGACCAUUGCAAGUAUUUUAUCUUUCAGUUGCUUUGCGGCUUGGAGUAUCUCCAUUCAGCUAACAUUCUUCACCGAGACUUGAAGCCCGGGAACCUCCUCGUUAAUGCUAAUUGCGAUCUGAAGAUAUGUGAUUUCGGGUUGGCACGAACAGGCAUAGGCAGUGGCCAGUUCAUGACUGAAUACGUUGUUACUCGCUGGUAUCGCGCACCAGAGCUUCUCCUAUGCAGUGACAACUAUGGGACCUCCAUUGACGUCUGGUCUGUGGGAUGCAUCUUUGCUGAGAUUCUGGGUCGGAAACCAAUUUUCCCGGGGACAGAGUGCCUCAACCAACUCAAGUUAAUCAUCAACAUCCUUGGUAGUCCACAGGAAGCGGAUAUUGAGUUCAUCGACAAUGUAAAGGCCAGAAAGUACAUCAAGUCGCUGCCCUUUACAAGGGGAAUACACCUUUCACAUCUGUAUCCACACGCUGAUCCUUUAGCUAUAGACUUGUUGCAGAAGAUGCUUGUGUUCGAUCCCACAAAGAGAAUUACUGUUGUCGAAGCACUUCAACAUCCAUACAUGUCGGGGCUGUACGACCCGAAGUUCAUCCCUCCUGUCCAGGUGCCCCUCACUCUCGACAUAGACGAAACACUCGGGGAGCAAAAGAUCAGAGAGUUGAUGUUGAAUGAGAUGCUCUACUACCAUCCUGAAGCUGUCUCAGCCUAUUCUUGAGGUAUUCUUCUCUCCGAAGGCGCCUCCACUCCAAAAAUGAUUCAGUCCAUUUCUAUAGUUUUUGAGAUGCUGGAAUCUGAUGUUAUGAGUUCAUCAGUGUAGCUUCGAGAGCUUUCGAUAGCGGUAUUAGCGCAUUGAGACGAUUUCGGCCUUUCUUCCAACUUGUAAAUAUAACUAUGAAUAGUAUUUUGAUGAUCCAGAAAGGGUCUAAGGUAUUUUUUUUUUGUACUGGUGAUGAAUGUUUGGCAUUUUAUUCAUCAGAAUCAAAAAAAUAUUUGAAUUUGGAGAAGCCUUUCUUGGGUUCCAAUAUGUGGAAUUUCGGUGAUGUUCAUAGUUU